Tribolium madens (black flour beetle) is the source of this 3291-nucleotide messenger RNA. RefSeq names its product (E3-independent) E2 ubiquitin-conjugating enzyme UBE2O. The transcript has 10 exons. The record is from RefSeq and is a predicted model, not a curated record. NCBI's taxonomy places the organism in Eukaryota, Metazoa, Arthropoda, Insecta, Coleoptera, Tenebrionidae. The coding region runs from base 104 to 3229 and encodes 1041 amino acids.
ACGAAAACGUCAAAAACCCAAUCGCAUUGGCCAUUUUAAAACAUUUUUCUCCUCAGUUUCAAAAUCGUAGUGUAGUUUCUACUCGUAUCGUAAAAACCAAAUAAUGUCCGCAACUAACGUUAAAGAAUUCUACGCUCACGAUCUUGUAUACAAAUUCGACGAACGUAAACGAAUUGUGUUUGGGGUAGUGAGUGAGAGCUACGAGAGUUCUGAUAGUGACGAGAACUGUGCCCUUCAGAAGGGCCAGAUCCUCGUUACUUGGAGCAACCCCACCCGAAAACGGAUAUGCAAACAGAGCAAGGUUCAUCUGUUGUGUCGGAGCAUCGCCCCGGGGGAUAUUGUGAGGAGGCUGGAAGACGGGAAGGAGACUCAAAGGGGCUACUGCAAGAAAACGAAACAGUUCGCCACCGUGCAAAUCGUGGAAAGCGAUAAAGUUAUCGAGCACAUUCCUGAUAGUAGAUUAUGUUUUGUUAAGCCUUUUCAGGUUGGGGAUGCUAUUUGUCUGGGGGAUAAGUUUGGGAGGAUUCAGAGCAUAGACGAGAUGAUUAGGAUGCAAUCAAAGUGUGGUUCAGUUGUUGAAGUUAGAAGAAGUAUUAAUUAUAAUAUUAGGGAUUAUUGGUUUCAUUCCAUAAAUGGGACCUAUCAUGAAGCCGAGUAUCCUGGACAGACUGUUUUUUGUACACCAAUGCAUUUGCGAGAUCCAAAGUGGAUAAAGAAGUCAAAAUCGAUGAUACGUAAAAUGGAAAUCGGCCAAAAGUUUACCAUCCAGAGCAUUGAGAUUUGUCUCAUCGAAGUUUGGUGGUACUCACCAAGUGGCCACACGGAAUACGCCGAACUCAAGGAAGACGAAAUUAAAAGAUUGAAGGUCCUGCCUUAUUCGGAAAAUUUAGUGAUGGGCGAUCGCUACUUUUUAAAACUAAAACCCACCGACAUUUUGCUUAAAAAACGCGACUGGAUUAAGAAAAAGUCGCUGCAAUCUCUCCCUCACAAAGUGCCUAAAUCGGACAAUUCGACCUUGACGAAUACCUGCGCUGAACCGUUCGACGCCGACGACGACUGGUGUACAGAAGAAGACGAGGAAUCGGACAAUAAGGGCGAAAUUUCCAUAUAUGGGUUACAUAAGGUUAAACAGAGGAAAAAACAUUAUUCGACAAUGAACAAAUUCUCUUCGGGGUCGAUCGUGCCGGUCCAAGUUUUUUGCGCGGAUGCGAAAGCGACAGUUGUGUGGCAGGACGGCACUGAGGAGAAGGAUAUACCCACAACCGAACUCUAUUAUUCCGUUUCGCAGGACGAUCACGAAUUUUUUCCAGGGGAGUGGGUAGUGUCGAAUUCGAACGAAAACUGGGACAAGUACGGGGUGGUCCAGAAGGUUAAUUUCCAAGAACGGACUGCUGAAAUUAAAUGGUUCACAAGCGUGGAUGCGAACCAGGAACCGCAGGAAUUAACGACGAACGAGUCAAGCGUCUACGAUUUGAAAAAACACGUCAAAUUCUUAUUCCGUCCAGGUAGUGUAGUUAAAGCCAAACCAACCGUCGAGGACAAGAUGGGGAAGGUCAUCGAUAGUUGCCCCCAAGGUUAUGUAAUCGUGGAAUGGCUUGGUGGUAAAAAAGAAAACUGUUGGCCUCAAAACAUCGAGUUGAUACUCGAUAGUGAAGAUUUUGAAUUUCCGGAUGCUUUUGACAGUGACGACGAUCUUAGUGAAGAUGCGUAUUCAUGGGAAACAGAAAGUGUAGAAUCUUUCGAUGGCGACGUUACUGAUGAGAUUAAUUUACAAAAUAUGGCCGCCAGAGUUGAUUUUAUUAGGAACAGGAUUAGUUAUCUGAGGGAAGCUUUUAAACAUUACAACAUUACGCAGAAUUUUCAUUUUCUUAAAGAUUUAUUGUGCAUAUAUGACAAUUCUGGUUAUUUAGACAAGUAUCUCGGCACGUCGUUUUUUAGCACGGAAAGUAAACAUUUUCAGGCUUUACUGCUUGAAACUAAGAAAAAAGCCAAAUCACUAGGAAUAGAAUUGAGGGGUAGGAUGUUUUCUCGGGAGAAUCUAACUUGUCCUGCUAAAAUGAAAAAUGCCGAAAAGGAUAACAUUCAGAAAAUGAUCAAAUUGGAGAGUAAGGUCAAUGUGCAAAUCGAGAUGUGUAAGGAGUGUAGCGGUGAAUCGUGUCCGACAACCCCUGAUAGCUCCGAGCCGGCCGAAAAACCCCAAGAGAAUCUGUGUGUGGAACUCCUCGUGAUGCUCAAAAUGCGUAUGGACUUAAUUUACGCGGAAAUAAUCAGUCGCAUAGGCGGCCGUCAAGCUUUAACCGUCCUAACAAACUCAUCCGAAAACCCGUUAAAACCGUCGCCAAGUAGUACCACAGCCUUACAAAGCGCACUUUUAACCCCAGAAACGCCACCGAAAGUCGCUAAACCGAUCGAACUCAUACCCAAAAACGAAACUUUUUCCAUACUGGAGGAAGCCCCCGAUACUCAUCGAUAUUUCUCGAGUAAAUUUGUACCUAAAGACUUGCAAAAAUUUUUAGUCGCGCUUCAAAAAGAGUACAAAUUGCUUAAAGACUCUCUACCGGCUGGGGUAUGGGUUCGGACUUACGACAAUCGGACAGAUCUCUUAUCAGUGAUGAUACGGGGGCCUGCGAAGACUCCGUACGAGGAUGGGUUGUUCCUGUUUGAUAUUCAAUUGAGUCCGGAUUACCCCAAGAGCCCCCCGGCUGUGCAUUAUAUAAGUUACAUAACCGAGCCCUUGAACCCGAACCUUUACGUCGAGGGUAAAGUCUGUGUGUCUUUGCUAGGAACGUGGAUGGGGCGAGGCAGUGAAGUCUGGGGGACUAACAGCACUCUCCUACAACUCAUCGUGUCAAUUCAGGGACUUAUUCUAGUCGCGCAACCGUAUUUUAACGAAGCUGGCUACGAAAGACAGACGCACACGCAGCAAGGGUGCGAAAAUUCGCGCACUUAUAACGAAUAUGUUAUUUUGAAACUGGUACAAUCCAUGACAGAGUUGCUCAACGCCGCACCUAAAGUAUUUCAAAACGAAGUCCUAGCGCAUUUUCAAACCAAAGGGGAAAAGAUGUGCGAGAGAUUGAUGAAGUAUUGCGACGACGAACCACUAGUACCUGAAUUCCCGCUUCUGCCUGUGAGUAAAGGGUUCAAACUGUCCCUAGGAUCGGCUUUAAAUGGGUUCCGACACGCAUUGAAAAAGGCGUUGGAGGGGAGGAAUAAAGAGGCGCUUUUGUAACGUUGUUACCUUGUUAUACUGUUUCUAAAACCUUGUUGAAUAAUAAAAAGAUUUUGUUAUUA